Messenger RNA from Thalassophryne amazonica, 806 nucleotides. RefSeq names its product glutathione peroxidase 8 (putative) (gene gpx8). Gene Ontology annotation, biological process: response to oxidative stress. Gene Ontology annotation, molecular function: glutathione peroxidase activity. NCBI's taxonomy places the organism in Eukaryota, Metazoa, Chordata, Actinopteri, Batrachoidiformes, Batrachoididae. The transcript has 3 exons. The coding region runs from base 28 to 660 and encodes 210 amino acids. The record is from RefSeq and is a predicted model, not a curated record.
AACUGGGUUCGUUCUUCCCCCUCCAAGAUGGAGGCGUUAGGGGGCUACCCUGCCAAGUCCUCCAACCCAAAAGCCAAAAAAUUAACUGUCCUUUUGAGUAUGACGGUCGGCGUAGGGUGUUUGUUCCUCCUGCAGACUCAGCUGGCGAAGCCCAGAAAGCCGCAGGACUUUUAUUCUUUUUCGGUCAAAGACGCAAAGGGGAGGACGGUUUCUCUGGAGAAGUACCGAGGAAAAGCGUCUUUGGUUGUAAACGUGGCGAGUCACAGCGAGCAGACGGAGCUCAACUAUCGCUCCCUGCAGGAGCUGCACCGGGAUCUGGGCACGUCGCACUUCAACGUGCUGGCCUUCCCCUGCGGACAGUUUGGGGACACAGAGACGGGGACCAGUCGGGACAUCGAGGCUUUGGCCAAGUCGACGUAUGGCGUCACCUUCCCCUUCUUCAGCAAGAUCAAAAUAAUGGGCUCGGAGGCUGACCCUGCCUUUAAAUUCAUCACAGAUUCUGUGCAGAAAAUUCCAAAGUGGAACUUCUGGAAGUUUCUGGUGAACCCAGAGGGUAAAGUGGUCCGGUUCUGGAGAGCUGAUGAACCCAUGGAGAGUGUGCGGCAAGAGGUUGCGGCAAUGGUGCGCGAGAUUAUCCUUAAAAAAAGAGUUGAGCUCUGACAGGCGUCAGUGAUGGACACUGUGCACAGCUCUGUGUUACAUGCAUUGGUAGAGUUUAAGGGACUGGACUCACAAAUUUGUGAGUGGGUAUAUGAUAUGUUGCUCCAGAAAUGCUUUGAAUGAAGAAAAUAAAAUAAAAUAAAACA